AACAAAACGGUUUUUCGCGACUUUCAACAUCGUAUGCUAAACUGGAUGAGUGAAAAUUAUGGGCGAAUGGUUGAUCUUUUUCGCCGAUUUGACUCGGACAACAGCGGACAACUAUCGUACGAAGAGUUUGCCGAUGGCAUGAGGGAAUUAGGUAAGAAACACUGAUAUACAUGUCAGUGAUCUUUCCCUGAAAAAGCAAAAUAACAGAAAAACCUAAUUUUACUAUUAUCACAUACACUAGAUUCAUGAACUUGUUAGCAGAUAACAAUAGCAUAUAAACAACUCAUUUAAUUUGGUCGCGGGUGGAGCUUCUUGUUAUCAAAACUUUAAAAGUAUUUUAGUUGUGAACAACUAUAGUAUGUAUCCCUUUUCACGUGAAGCAACAGAUCAGUCUGUAACCCGCAUUUUCAGGAUUAGAACUACCCUACAACUGUCAGCACGUCACGCGUCACCGUGACAAAAGAAAAAAAAACGCACUGCUAUAGGGUCGUAAUGGCGUCAUCAGCGUUUCUAUGUGGGUGGCACCUAUCACAAGCUCUGAUAAAAAUGCUUCACUUGCACCAACUCAAAGAACCGUUGUAAAUUCUGAUCAGUCAGAACAGUGCCUUUUCGUGUUUUUUUUUUUCCCUGAUGCUGUUCCGUCCGUCGCUUUCAAUCGUUGUUUUAGCCUACAAGCUAAUUACUCAACUGCGGCCUCAGUAGCAGCCCUUAUAUGCUCCUAAUAACUUGCUGCUUAAGUGACAUUGUCACAUUUUGUAAUAACAGGAGCUCCGGCAACUCAGGUGGAAAUUUACAUCAUUGCCAUGGCCCUGGACUCAGAUGGCGACCAACAACUUGAUUACCGCGAAUUUAAAAAGCUGAGCAGACGACUGAAACUCGGAAGUGAACGUAUCAGAAAGACGGCUGAGAAAGAAGAUAACGAGGAGACACCAACUCAGCAGAUACAGCUACGACCCUGCCCUAACUGCAAUGUGGGAUUAUGGGAACCCAUUGUUGAAGACGUCCUUGGGUUAGUUGUUGCUGAUAAGGUUAAGUUGUUGUUAGAGAGCCGUUUAGAUUCUAAGACGAGGGCUACUACGAGAACAAGUUGUGCGCGCGCUUGAACCAGCGUGUCAUUUUGGCGGGAAAACGCAACAAUCAAUCUGCCACGGGUUUUAGCGAAAAUAUCGUACAGGCGGAAAAAAAGUUAUAAAAUGCUAGAAUUUUUUUAAUAAAAAAGCGAUCGGCUAGAGAGGGCUUAACCUCCCGGAGCAAUAGAAAUAACUUUUUUUUUCUAGUGAAAAAAGGUAAAAUGAAGCUUUCUGGAGUGUCUAUUUUUUCAGAAUACGCAAACAGUACUUCAAGUCAGAUCUCGUCUUCGUAGUCGUCCUCGUGUCUUACCAUAUCACUUCUAUUAGCCUGGUGGACGUUCACGGCAUGGAGAGUGAUGGAUCAUUAUAUUCGUCGAUCAGAUUCCGUCAAUUUCUUCAUAAUUUUAUGAAAGCAUGUGUUGGUGAAUUUUAGGCCUAGUGAAUACAUAGCAAUUUUUCAUAUACAACAUAAAAUAUUGAAUGCAGAAUUAAGAUUGAAAGCAUACGAUCCCAAAUGUAUCCAACGCCCAAAAACCCGUUUUUAUUCUACCGUGAAAUCAAAAUCUCCACAUUGAAAACAGCAAAGGUGAAAAAUGACGGAAAUUUCUUUACGUGUUCAUUUCUUCCGGGGUUUGCCGAAAACACAGGUGUUUUCUAAUCUCUCGUAUAUCUCUUUUUUUUCUUUCCUGUAGGUACAUUAUGCUAGACUUGCGCGGUCUGCCUUUUCAAAACAUUGCCUCGUUACCAGGUCAAAUUAGUGCCCAAGUCCCCUCCAACAUCUCCAUAUAUGGAAUAUCACUGAUUGUAAAACGGGAGCUAGGACCAUGCACGUUAAACAUUCGAAUUUACCAGCCAAAAGAGACAGGCGACAAGGAAGAAAUGGAAGCCAGCAUGAAUUUAAGAGACUUUGGAUAUGCUGGGACUUUGUCUCCACAAGAACCUCAGCCAGUGACCUUGUUUUAUGAUUAUGAUUACCCUAUGUUGGACUGCCCGCUACUUAUGGCCGACUUUUCUGUUUAA
This is a messenger RNA of Porites evermanni, 2090 nucleotides long. Lineage: Eukaryota; Metazoa; Cnidaria; Anthozoa; Scleractinia; Poritidae. The record is from the annotation of a GenBank genome assembly.